Messenger RNA from Salarias fasciatus (jewelled blenny), 1657 nucleotides. It is a transcript of the gene eif4e2, whose product is annotated as eukaryotic translation initiation factor 4E family member 2. The record is from RefSeq and is a predicted model, not a curated record. Bases 109 to 810 code for a protein of 233 amino acids. Gene Ontology annotation, cellular component: cytoplasm; eukaryotic translation initiation factor 4F complex. The transcript has 8 exons. Gene Ontology annotation, biological process: translational initiation. Gene Ontology annotation, molecular function: translation initiation factor activity; RNA 7-methylguanosine cap binding. NCBI's taxonomy places the organism in Eukaryota, Metazoa, Chordata, Actinopteri, Blenniiformes, Blenniidae.
CCACGUGUGUAUGUUUGAGCGCGCGCACGUGUGUGCUGUGCGCGUCGCCGUUCCUGCGGAAUCCAGGAGGCAGCGGUCGGACUCCGAGAGGCUCCCCCCUGCAAGAUAAUGAACAACAAAUUUGACGCUCUGAAAGAUGACGACAGCGGAGAUCACGACCAGGACCAAGCCUCACCGAAAGACGGUGAGAAGGAAAAAACUGACGACGAGGACAAGGACCAGAACACGUCCAGGAAAAAAAUGGUGGUUCCCGGGGCGGGAGAGCACCCUCUUCAGUACAACUACACCUUCUGGUACUCCAGACGCACUCCGGGGAGGCCGGCCAGCACGCAGAGCUACGAGCAGAACAUCAAACAGAUUGGCAGCUUCGCUUCGGUGGAGCAGUUCUGGCGUUUCUACAGUCACAUGAUCCGGCCGGGUGAUCUGACGGGUCACAGCGACUUCCACCUCUUCAAGGAAGGCAUCAAACCCAUGUGGGAGGAUGAUGCCAACAAGAUGGGAGGGAAGUGGAUCAUCCGGCUGAGGAAAGGCCUGGCGUCGCGGUGCUGGGAGAACCUGAUCCUGGCCAUGCUGGGAGAGCAGUUCAUGGUGGGAGAGGAGAUCUGUGGGGCCGUGGUGUCGGUCCGCUUCCAGGAGGACAUCAUCUCCAUCUGGAACAAGACGGCCAGCGACCAGGCCACCACGGCCCGCAUCAGAGACACGCUGCGCCGAGUCCUCAACCUGCCGCCCAACACCAUCAUGGAGUACAAGACGCACACUGACAGCAUUAAGUAUAGCAUGGGAAGACUUCCAUGGGCUGGUGAAUGCUAGCGGCGGACGUUAGCCUCUCCAACAGAAAAGUGUGUGUACGUGUGCUGUUCUGGCUGAGAGGAGUCCAAAGGAAGAACCCCCUGGAGUGGACUCGCACGGCGGACAUCAGGAAGAGGCCACGGGACCAUUCCUUGCUUGUGUCAAAUUGGAAAUGAACCGAAGAGAGAAAUAUUUUUAAUCAAAUGGAAGAAGAGCUGAGCCUCCAGUAUUUUUUUUUUUUCCUUUUUAAAAAAGAAGAGCAAGUUGUGACGUUUGUGAACUUUCCAGCAGAACGGAGGCUGUGUGUCUGCUGACCUGCUCAUCGUGGACAAAGUGUACUUGACAAAAUCCAACAAAACCAAUCUUAUUGUACCAGAUUUUAUGGCUUAGCGUGACAUCUCACCUGCUCUGUGUUAAUCAGCUUUACUGGACUGAGACGGGUCAGAGACGUCCUUUUAUCACAUUGCUGUAUUUUAACUACGACUCCGCUGGCCGUUUGGAAGCGAGAACACAAACUUCUGAAGUCAGCUGUGUCUGUAAAUAGAGUUCAGAGUCAAAGGUCAUUUAGUGGAUCGUGUGGAUUCUUCAUCUUUGACUGGAAGGAUGAGGAGCGUCGUGUGUUUUGGGCAGAAGCUUGUAGAAAAUUAACUGCCGAGCUGCCUCCAUCACUGUGCCUGGCCUCCAGCCCCCCAUCACCCCCUCUGUCCCCCCCGUCCCCUCUGUCCCCCCUCGUCUUUAAACAAUCCAGGGACGGAGGACUCGGCCUCGUCGUCCUCCUUUUUCCACUUUGUAGUAAAAAAAAAAAAGAAAGUGGGCUGUUACAGUUUUUAUCCCGGGGAAGUUUCUUUUUGUUUUUGUUUUUUUUUUU